This is a messenger RNA of Gastrolobium bilobum, 1369 nucleotides long. Its product is annotated as ataxin-3 homolog. Gene Ontology annotation, cellular component: nucleus. Lineage: Eukaryota; Viridiplantae; Streptophyta; Magnoliopsida; Fabales; Fabaceae. Gene Ontology annotation, molecular function: cysteine-type deubiquitinase activity. The transcript is spliced from 2 exons. Gene Ontology annotation, biological process: protein deubiquitination. Bases 95 to 1126 code for a protein of 343 amino acids. The record is from RefSeq and is a predicted model, not a curated record.
UUGUCUUUGUCUCUCACAAAAAUAAAACCCAAUCUCGUAUAUUAUAUUAGGGUUUGUUUGGUUCUUUCGUUGUUGUUGUUGUUCGUUGGGAACGAUGAUGAUGGAAGGAGCGAGCAACGGAGGGAUGUUGUACCACGAGGUACAAGAGUCGAAGCUCUGCGCUGUGCAUUGCGUCAACACCGUUCUUCAAGGUCCCUUCUUCUCCGAAUUCGACUUGGCUGCACUCGCCUCCGAUCUCGACAUCAAGGAGCGACAGAUGAUGCUCCCCGCUCUCUCCUCCGGCGACUUCCUCUCCGGCGAGUCACACAAUGUCUCCCUCGACGGCGAUUUCAGCAUCCAGGUUUUACAAAAAGCUCUGGAAGUGUGGGAUCUACAAGUUAUUCCCCUUGACUCUCCAGUUGCCGAGCCUGCCCAGAUUGAUCCUGAACUGGAAAAUGCCUUUAUUUGUCAUUUGCAAGACCAUUGGUUUUGUAUCCGUAAAGUGAAUGGGGAGUGGUAUAAUUUUGACAGUCUCUAUGCAGCUCCACAGCACCUUUCCAAGUUUUACCUUUCAGCUUAUCUUGACUCUUUGAAAGGAUUUGGGUGGAGCAUAUUCCUGGUGAGAGGGAAUUUUCCAAGGGAGUUCCCCAUAUCCUCAUCUGAAGCUUCUAAUGGUUUUGGGCAGUGGCUUUCGCCUGAAGAUGCCGAGAGGAUAACUAAAUCUUGCAACUCAGUGCAGGCUCCGCCCCAGAGAAUUAAUGAGAGCCAACAACAUAACGAUCAGUUUCUUUCACAUGGGGAAGCUGAAAUGUUUUCAGACAUGGAAGAUGAGGAUCUAAGGGCUGCAAUAGCAGCUAGUCUGAUGGAUUCGUCCCCAGCUGUGGCCAUUGCUGAAGCCAGUACUCCUCAAAAUGAUAAUCAAAGUAGUGAACAAGUGGCAACCACUGAAGCUACCCCUCCAAAUGAACAACACACCAAGCAAGUGGAACACAUUGAAGCUAGUCUACCUCUCAAUGAUCAAAGCAACAAAAAUGUGGCAGCUGUUGAACCCAUUUCCCUUCUGAAUGAUCAAAACAGCCAAGGAGUGCCAUCUACUGUAUGUGGCAACCCUCAAGAUGAAGAUCUGAAUAAAGAAAAAACCGACUAAGAGGAGUGGCUCCUAUUUUGUUUUUGCUAUUGAGGACAAUAAUCCAUUCCAAUUUUAGUGGUCCGAAACAUACAUCAUUGGCUUAAAGUCAUGAUGCUGUGCAGUAUACACAUUCUCAAUUCGAUUGCGUGAUGUAUAAACUGUAAGGAAAACCCUUCAGCAUUUCCAUCUAAUCAUGAUAGUUACCAAGUUUUGACAAUCUUUUAUAAAACCCUUCGACCUUUCCAUAUGAUUUGUGAUAGU